Molecule: messenger RNA, 3633 nt
Organism: Microbotryum saponariae
Lineage: Eukaryota; Fungi; Basidiomycota; Microbotryomycetes; Microbotryales; Microbotryaceae
Source: the annotation of a GenBank genome assembly
AUGGCCGGAGCAAGUACGAGUAGUCUCGUCUCGAGUGGUGUCUUGCACCACAAAUUGACCGGCGGCGGCACGGGGGGUCAUCACCACCACCACCAUUCUUCGUCCGCGGCGGUCGUACCCGGGGGUCAUUCACCCCGAGCCAUGGACUGGAACGCCCUUACCGUUGCGACCUCGAAUGCGGCUGCGAACGGAUGGAACAACAACAGCACCAGCAACAGCACCAGCAACGACGGGGCUCCAGCUUCGUCCUCAUCCGUUGCUACACCUACAACGACGUCCGGCACGUCGAACCGAGUCGCUGCCGUGGUCGCGGCCGGGGGUUCGGCUAGCACCAGUCGCGGCCGGAGCAGCUCGAUCCAAGUCGUCGCCAGUGCGGCCGACGAAGACGACCUCGACGACGAAGAGGAUGAAGAGGACGACGACGAUGAAGAUGGAGCGAAUGGGGGUGGAGGUGCGGGAGGAGGUGGCGAUGGCGAUGGGGCCAACACGCCGUUGGAGAAGAAGAAGUCGACGAGGGGGAGUCGCGCUUGUACCGUAUGUCGCAAGUUGAAGAUGCGUUGCGUCGGCGCCGAGAAUGGUCCGCCUUGCAAGAGGUGCAAGAAUGGAAAGCACGAGGUCAGUUUGGGGGGCAGGGGAGAGUGUUUCGUGUCUAGCAACUGGAGCUGAUCGGGCGCGGACGACAUCACCCCACAGUGCAUCUUUGAAGAGUCGCAGAGGGGUCGACGAUCGAACCGCAAGACCGACAUGAUGGUCAGUGGCGAAAUACUAUUCGUUUUGAUCUUGCGGUAGACUAAUGAUAGCUCGAUGCAACUUGUUGCGUUGGCAGGCCAAGUCACUCAAAAAGAUGGAAGCGACGCUCGAGACCGUGCUCAAAUCUAUUUCGCAUCCUUCGAUGCUCACCUCGUCUGGGUUGAUGCAAAUGUCGACCUCGGACCUGUCCGCCAUGAACCGAGGAUCGGGGCAGGGAGCGACCCCACUCGACCCGGGAUCCGUCGGUGCCGCAGGAGCGAGCUCGGGCGACAUCCCGACCGGCGCCAGUCCGCACAACUUCCACAAUAGCAGCAUCUCGUCCGGCAGCCCCAACUUUGGGCCCGGGGGCGAGAAUAAGCCCCGAACGACGAUUGAAUGGAGUGGGAUCCGUGGCGAUCGGAAUGGUCAGACGAGGGAUGGGAGUCCGAGGCUGCAUUCGUUGCCGGACAAUACCCUGAACCCGCUCGGUUUGCUCGCCGAAGCUUCGUUGCAGAACACGCGCAAACGCACGGCCGUCUCGGUUGCGGAUGUGUUGGAACCUUCUUAUGGAAAGGAAGAGUCGGCGAACGAGCCACCGGCCAAGAGGGAAAAACUUGGGAUGGGCAACCCUCAGUCAGUUUGCCCCGAGCAAGAUUCUCUCGGAGGCUUCGAACCUGAUCUGGUUACAACUUUCACAGGUACUUUAUGCCUGGUCCCAUGAACAUCCUUCCCGUACGGCGUAUCGUGAUCGAACAGCGAGGUCCUCCCGCAAUCCUCGAGGAGAAGAUUGUCACCGUCGAGGAGGUCGUCGAGCUCUUCGCCAUCUUCUUUACGCACUGUCACCGCUCAGCCCCUUUCCUCGAUGCCGACAUCCAUACCCCUGCAGCAACAGGCAGUCGGAGUCCGUUCUUGUUCACGUGCAUCUGUACGGUCGCGGCACGGUAUUACACCAAGCGCAAAGAUGAUCUUUAUCGCAAGUGUCAUCGAGUCGCGAUGAGGGUCGCGUUCGAUGUGACGACAAAAGGUUUCAAGGUCAGCCCUUCUUCCUCCGGUCGCGUCGGUAGGGAUACCGCUGCUUAUUCUCUCCUUUCUUUGAACAGAGUACCGAAAUUUGCCAAGGUUUCCUGCUGUUAUGUAACUGGAAUCAGCCCGCGGAGCGUUUCGAAGAGGAGCGGACGUGUCAGUUCCUUUUUAUGAGGCAGACCACAUCGAGCCUCCUCCGCUUAUACUGACGAAUGUCCUCUGCACGAUCUUCAGACCAAUUCUCGGGUAUUGCGAUUCGAAUGGCGACCGACUUGAACCUCCAUCGCAAGACCUUAGCGAACCUCCCCGCCGACGUCAGCGAGGAGUCGAAAGCGCUCUACCAACGCGAGCUGAUGAACCGCGAGCGCGCGUGGAUGUACACCUACAUCGCCGAUCGAUCCAUCUCGACGCAAAUGGGGAAACCGUUCUCGAUCCCCAAGGAAGACUACCUCAUUCGUAAUGCGAGGACGUGGUUCCUGCAACCCGGGGCGCAGCCUUCGGACAGUGGCUUGUCGGCCAUGGUCGAGAUGCACAGGUGGGUAAAGGCAAAGAUACGAAACCCAUGAUGCUGGUGACUGAUCGACAAGGUAUUCUCUUUCCCUUGCCCCCAAUUAGGAUUGUCGGACGCAUGCUCGACACCCUUUACAGUGACACAAGAUCAGUUUCGGGACUGAACCCUAGUCUCGAUUAUCCCCUCUUGAUGAGGUCCUUCCUUGGCCAACUCGAUCAAUGGCGUUCGGAUUGGACCGAAGGGGUCUCGACUUUGCCUGAGUCGGCCUACACGCCAGAUUCGAUUCGCCAUAGCAUGCGCGACUUCUACCACUCCUAGUGCGUGCUGCUGCUGCGCACUCUACACACGGAACUCCCACUGAUCAGCUCUUAUGUUCACAGUUACCGCCUCUUCCUCCUCUCCUUUGCGAUCCAGCACGCGCUCGACAACCCCCAGUCGACGAUCGAUCUGCCGAGCUACACCGUCAUGGUCUUUGAAUCGGCGUCCAUCAUGAUCGGUAUCGCUCGCGAUGUGCUCGAGCCGACCGGCAUCCUGCGUUACGCGAUCGAUUCGACGUUCGUGUACCUCUCGUAUGCAGCGACAUUCCUGCUCAAACUCGUAUCGCCUUCCUUCACUCACAUCAUUGACGAGGAAUCGGCGAUCCGUUUGGUACGCAACGUCGCCGAGACGUUUGAACGUGCCGCGAUCGAUGAUACGCACACCCCCGCUCUGUAUGCGUCGUUCCUGCGCGCUUUGAUCGACAACAAGCUCAACACGGGACGGACAGCCCCUGGUUCGAGGGCAGCAACGCGACCUUCUUCGCCUGCCCAUGGCGCGGCGUCGAUGGGUGGUGGUAUUGGUGUGGGAAUGGAGGCUUAUUUGAAGUCGAGGGCCAACUCGCCUGGUGGUGAAGGGCUCGAAGGUGCGGCGGGCGGGUCCGAGCACCACUCGUCGACGAACAAUGAGCAUUUCGAUUCGUUGGCGAUGGACUCGAUGUUGAGCAACGGAGGAUUCUGGGACAAUAUGGUGAGUCUCUCGACAAGGGCCACACGUCCUUCCCGGACACCCAACUAACAGUGCGUCGUCUCUCCUUCCCACAGCUCAUGCCCGGUUUCGGAGGACCACUCCAAGGCCUAUCAGGGGGAACAGGGACGAUGUUGGGCACAAUGGGGGAUCAUUGGAGCGUGACGCCGAUGCAUUCUCGACCUGGGUCACCGAAUCCUUUCGGCCAUUCGUUCCCUCAUUUCGAUUUCGCGAACCCACCCUCGUCUUCGUCCGGUGGGCAAGGCGGAAGUGCGAGUGGCGGUCAGGGGCAUCAACACCAGGAACAUGGAGCAGGGCAUGGCGGAACAGGAGGGGGUACGGGCGGAGGGAGUACAGCUGGGCUGUAA